AUGGCGGAAGUGGAGGAUGAGAGCAGGAAGACCAGUGAGGAAUUCACAGAUGAGUCUGAGGAGGAGGACAGUGAGGAGGAGCCCAAACUGAAAUAUGAAAGGCUCGCCAACGGGGUGACGGAAAUUCUCCAGAAGGAUGCAGCCAGCUGUAUGACCGUGCAUGACAAGUUCCUUGCCCUGGGUACCCAUUUUGGAAAAGUGUUCCUGCUGGACGUCCAAGGAAACGUAACUCAGAAGUUUGAAAUUAGCUCAGUCAAGAUCAACCAGAUCAGCCUGGAUGAAAGUGGAGAGCAUGUGGGCAUCUGCUCUGAGGAUGGGAAGGUUCAAGUUUUUGGCCUCUACACAAGAGAGGGCUUCCAUGAGAACUUUGACUGUCCUAUCAAAGUGGUGGCUUUGCACCCUCAGUUCACCAGAUCAAACUACAAACAGUUUGUCACUGGAGGCACCAAGCUGCUGCUGUAUGAAAGAAACUGGUUGAAUCGAUGGAAGACGUCUGUGCUACACGAGGGCGAGGGCGUCAUCACAAAUAUCCAUUGGAGGGCAAACCUCAUCGCCUGGGCCAACAAUGUGGGAGUUAAAAUCUAUGACAUCAGCACAAAGCAGCGGAUUACCAACGUUUUGCGGGAUAACGUUAGCCUGAGGCCUGACAUGUACCCAUGCAGCCUGUGUUGGAAAGAUAACACCACUCUCAUUGUUGGCUGGGGCACCUCCAUUAAGAUAUGUGCUGUGAAAGAGCGAAAUCCCACUGAGAUGAGAGAUCUUCCCAGCCGCUAUGUGGAAAUAGUGUCUGCGUUUGAGACCGAGUUCUUCAUCAGUGGCCUGGCACCGCUGGCGGAUCAGCUCGUGACCUUGUUCUUUGUUAAAGAGAACUCAGAUCAAAUGGAGGAGGAGUUCCGUGCACGGCCUCGUCUCGACAUCAUCCAGCCUCUACCAGAGAGCUGCGAGGAAAUCUCCUCAGACGCGCUGACUGUGCGCAACUUUCAGGACAACGAGUGCCGAGACUACAGACUUGAGCACUCUGAGGGAGAGUCGCUCUUCUACAUUAUCAGCCCCAAAGACAUUGUUGUGGCCAAGGAGCGAGACCAAGAUGACCACAUUGAUUGGCUGCUUGAGAAGAAGAAAUAUGAGGAGGCACUGAUGGCUGCAGAGAUCAGCUUCAAAAACAUUAAGCGACAUGAAGUUCAGAAAAUCGGAAUGGCUUACAUCAAUCACUUGGUGGAGAAGGGAGACUAUGACAGUGCUGCACGGAAGUGCCAGAAGGUUCUUGGGAAAAACAUGGACCUAUGGGAAAAUGAAGUAUACAGAUUCAAGACCAUUGGCCAGUUAAAGGCCAUCAGUCAGUAUCUGCCCAGAGGCGAUCUGCGUCUCAGGCCGGCCAUCUAUGAAAUGAUCUUGCAUGAAUUCCUCAAAACUGAUUAUGAGGGUUUUGCCACAUUGAUCCGUGAAUGGCCGGGAGAGCUUUAUAAUAACAUGGCCAUUGUUCAGGCGGUCAUCGACCACCUCAAGAAGGACCCCACUAACAGGACGUUGCUCACCACAUUGGCUGAACUCUACACGUACGACCAGCGGUACGACAGAGCCUUAGAAAUCUACCUGAGACUGAGGCACAAAGAUGUUUACCAGCUGAUCCAUAAACAUAACCUCUUCUCAUCCAUAGAAGACAAGAUUGUGCUCCUUAUGGACUUUGAUAAGGAGAAAGCUGUGGAUAUGCUCCUGGACAAUGAAGACAAGAUAUCAACAGACAGAGUGGUAGAGGAACUUGGGGACAGGCCUGAGCUCCUGCACGUGUACCUCCAUAAGCUCUUCAAGCGGGACCAUCACAAAGGCCAGAAGUACCACGAGAGACAGAUCGGCCUCUAUGCCGAGUACGACCGACCUAAUCUCCUGCCUUUCCUGAGAGAUAGCACCCACUGCCCACUGGAAAAGGCUCUUGAGAUUUGUCAGCAGAGGAACUUUGUGGAGGAGACGGUCUUUCUGCUCAGCAGGAUGGGGAACUGCAGACGUGCUCUGCAGAUGAUCAUGGAGGAGCUGGGGGAUGUGGACAAGGCCAUAGAGUUUGCCAAAGAGCAGGAUGAUGCCGAGCUCUGGGAGGAUCUCAUCUCUUACUCUAUUGACAAACCACCAUUCAUCACUGGCCUCCUCAAUAACAUUGGGACACAUGUAGAUCCCAUCCUGCUCAUCCAUCGCAUAAAGGAGGGCAUGGAGAUCCCAAACCUGAGAGAUUCACUCGUCAAAAUCCUCCAGGACUACAAUCUGCAGAUUCUGCUGAGAGAGGGCUGUAAGAAGAUCCUCGUGGCCGACUCCCUCUCCCUGCUCCAGAAAAUGCACCGAACACAAAUGAGAGGAGUCAGGGUAGACGAGGAGAACAUCUGCGAAUCGUGUCAUGCCACAAUAUUGCCCUCAGACAUGGCCAAGCCCUUUAGCGUGGUGGUAUUUCACUGCAGACACAUGUUUCAUAAGGAAUGUCUGCCAUCUCCAGGAACAAUCCACGGGGUGCAGUUCUGCAACAUCUGCAGUGCAAAGAGGAGGGGGCCAGGAAGUGGAAUCCUGGAGAUGAAAAAGUAGCACCAACAUAAACGCACACACUGUAUUAUUAUUGAUGCUUCGUCUUAGCCCUUUUACUGUCGGUCCCCUGAUCAAUAAAUAUCACGUUCCCUCACUCACUGAACUGUGCACUGGAUUUGCUCUGUAUAUUGACAUGUAACAACUGUACAAUGUAAUAUUUGUUCUGCUUGCCGCUAACUCAAUUUGUUGAUGAAAUGUGUGCAGAUUGAAGAAUAAAGUGCUGUCACACAA
Molecule: messenger RNA, 2796 nt
Organism: Myripristis murdjan (pinecone soldierfish)
Lineage: Eukaryota; Metazoa; Chordata; Actinopteri; Holocentriformes; Holocentridae
Gene: vps41
Product: VPS41 subunit of HOPS complex
Exons: 28
Coding region: 1-2565 (854 amino acids)
Biological process (GO): cellular response to starvation; vesicle-mediated transport; endosomal vesicle fusion
Cellular component (GO): HOPS complex; late endosome
Molecular function (GO): protein binding
Source: RefSeq, a predicted model, not a curated record